AUGCUUCAAAGAGUCAUAUCUAGAAGAGCUUAUGGCAUCAGACACUUUUCAACUCAUUCCAGAGUCGCAGUCAUUGGUGGUGGAACUGCAGGCAUGGCUGCUCGCUCACAAUUAGCCGAAAAUGGUGUUUUCAGACCUGAAGAAAUCAGUGUUUUUGAGCCAAGGGAGACACAUCUCUACCAACCAUCUUUCACUAUGAUCGGAGGAGGCGUUUUAGGGAAUAACCAAGCUACAGUUAAAAAGAAGGAAUUUUCCCAUAUCAAAAGACCAACAGAUUCUCUCUUCCAUACAGGAGUAAACCUUAUUAAAGAGAAGGUAGUCUCUCUAGACCCAGAAAACAAUUCUUUCACAACCAACAAAGGACAGCAUACUUACGAAUACCUAGUUAUUGCUCCUGGAUUGAAAUUAAGAUAUGACCUUAUUGAAGGAGCUUCAGAAGCUUUGGACGAUCCAGAUCAUCCAGUCGUCUCAAUCUACAGAGAAGACUAUGCCUACAAGACCUUGAAGCAUCGAGAAAAUUUCACUAAGGGGACUGCUUUGUUCUACCAACCUCCUUUCCCUAUUAAAUGUGGAGGAGCUCCCCAGAAAAUCCUCUACCUCUCAGAGUCAAGAUGGAGAGAACUUGGAACCAGAGGAAACAUUGAUCUCCAGUACUACACAGCAGCCAAUGUUAUGUUCCCACCUUGCGAAAAAUACUCAAUGGCUCUUGAUAAACUUAGGACAGAGUUAGGUAUCCCUGUCCAUUUCGAGCAUGUCAUGAAAGCAGUGGAUAAGAAUAGCAAAGAAAUUCUAUUCACGAAUACAUCAACUGGAAAAGAACAUGCCGUCAAAUAUGAUUUCCUUCAUCUUGUACCUCCUCAGACUAACCAUGAUUUCAUCAUUAAUAGUCCUUUGGCAGGAGCAGGAGGCUGGACAGCUGCAGACCAAAACUCGAUGCAGAAUCCAAACUUCCCAAACGUAUUUAGUGUAGGAGACAGUGCAGGAGUUCCCUCAUCAAAAACUGCUGCUUCAACCUUUGCUCAGGUCCCUGUCAUGGUCGAGAACCUAGUAAAGCAUUCUCAGGGAGAAGAGGUGAAGGCUUCAUUUAGUGGAUACGGAAGUUGUCCUCUUUUUACAGGAGACAACAAAUUGAUGCUAGCUGAAUUCAAAUACGGAGGAGCUUCAAAUGAAACUUUCUACAGUAAACAAGAUAUCCCAUCAAGAAUCUUUUACCAAAUGAAGAAAGAUUUGUUCCCUUGGAUUUACUUCAACCUCGUCCCAAAGGGACAAUGGUAUGGAAAUAAGACAGUUUUCAAGCCUAGAUUCUUCUAAAAUGUUCAUCUGACCAAUUUAGUCAUCCACAUAUUUGGUG
Moneuplotes crassus is the source of this 1351-nucleotide messenger RNA. NCBI's taxonomy places the organism in Eukaryota, Ciliophora, Spirotrichea, Euplotida, Euplotidae. The record is from the annotation of a GenBank genome assembly.